Bombyx mandarina (wild silkworm) is the source of this 489-nucleotide messenger RNA. RefSeq lists its product as uncharacterized. NCBI's taxonomy places the organism in Eukaryota, Metazoa, Arthropoda, Insecta, Lepidoptera, Bombycidae. The record is from RefSeq and is a predicted model, not a curated record.
AUGGAUAAAAAAGACCGUGCCGGACCGUCGAGAAAGAGGGGACGUCCCGCUGGACGAAAUCGCGUCCCGUUAUCCUUGGAAGAGCGUCGCAACCGCAACGCACAGUACGAACGAGAGCGUCGCGCGGUCACCGCGGAGGCGACCCAACAGUUGGCUGAGGCCGCCGGCUGUUCUCCCGAGACUCCAACUGGAGACCUUCUUCUCCAUGUUGUAGCGUAUUUGCAUCGGAAUAUGCAACCACGACUUGGUGAGGAAAUCGCUGACUUGCGUCGAAGAAAUACAUUGUUGAAAGCUCAAAUUAUACAACUGGAAAACCAGCUAGCUAAUUUGGAAGCAGCUGAUAAUGACAUCAACGAUCAGCAACUCGCUGCACCGUCAGCGUCACUCCCGGGGCCCAGUUCGAUUCCGGAGCAUAAUGAGCCCGAGCAGGCUGACACACUGAUCAGCGAAGAGUCCGGGGCAGAGAUGCACUUACUAGGUAUAUCGUGA